AUGGAGGCUGACUUGGAGUUUCUGCAGGAAAAAUGGCGGGUCUGGUUUAACUUGCUGGACAUUAACCGGGACGGGGUCUUGACAUCCUCGGAUUGGAAUACAGGUGCCGAAACACUGAUCAAAGAAAACAACCUCAAACCGGAACAAGCUGAAAUCGCUCGAGAAAAUUUUGAAAAUCUUGGAAUCAAGCUGCUUGGCGACGGUCAUCUUAAAAAGAAGGGGAAGGCUGAAAAACACGAGCUUGUAGACAACCUGACGGCCUUUUACAAAGAAAGUAGUAACAAGGCCUACCAAUACAUUCAUGACAUUGCUCUUCACCUCUUUAUGCUGACCGAUGUUGAUUGCAACUCUGUGGUCUCGAGGAAGGAAUUCACUGCCAUUUGUAAAAGUCUAGGAAUCCAAUCCGACAGCGCGGCCGCAUUUUACGAGACCCUGAAGCACGCGGACUGUGAGAGAGUUCCCGUGGAAGCAGCGGUUAACUGGUGGGUGGACGUUUUCUUCGGGACAGAUCGGGACCAGUGGGAACGAUUUAAAAACAUCACGAGCGAAAACUGUUAA
Molecule: messenger RNA, 558 nt
Organism: Liolophura sinensis
Lineage: Eukaryota; Metazoa; Mollusca; Polyplacophora; Chitonida; Chitonidae
Product: sarcoplasmic calcium-binding protein-like
Exons: 1
Coding region: 1-558 (185 amino acids)
Molecular function (GO): calcium ion binding
Source: RefSeq, a predicted model, not a curated record